Molecule: messenger RNA, 1972 nt
Organism: Asterias rubens (European starfish)
Lineage: Eukaryota; Metazoa; Echinodermata; Asteroidea; Forcipulatida; Asteriidae
Product: uronyl 2-sulfotransferase-like
Exons: 9
Coding region: 70-1155 (361 amino acids)
Cellular component (GO): membrane
Molecular function (GO): sulfotransferase activity
Source: RefSeq, a predicted model, not a curated record
UUCGUGUGUUUUUGCUAGAUUCCUCGCUCCCCAACCAAAAUUUCAUGAAGCUGAAUAUUAAUUGACACGAUGAAGAUGCCGUUAAAGAAGUCUCUGCUUGUGUGCUGUUUGGUCGCCUUAUUCCUGACUUCUGCUUAUCGGUUAAUAAUCUACCAAUCUUACUCAUCAUCUUCGACCAAACUCAACUUGAGCAGACUUACUCAUCGAAAAGGAGGAGCCGGAGUUACGAACCCGCCCAAUGAAUCAUUUGCAACAUCACAAGCUAAAGACUGGGUGAAUGGAAAUACCACGAUCAAACCUGAUGCAGGAAUGGAGUCCUUGCUUUGGAAACCCCAAACUGACGAUGUAAAUCUCAAGGUAAUUUUCAUUUGCAUCCCUAAAACUGGAAGCCGUACGAUGGCUGGCCUGGUUAAACAACAACUCGGCGAAAAAGGAUUUCGUCAUGUCGGCGUUAGAUUUACGAAGGUUGAAGGUGACAGACGCAAACUCUUCAAUCAAAAAGGGAAGAUUCUUUUUGCCGGACAUACAAGACACAUGGAGUUUCAAUGGCGAACUCCUCCCAUUUACAUUAGUGUAACUCGUGAUCCGGUCGAAAGAUAUAAGUCAUUUUUCAGCUACUCUUUUUAUGGCGAUAGAGUUAACCCUGACUAUGCCGUGACAAACAUGAAGGAGAAUAGAGCAAAAAUGGCAAAAUCUAGAGGCGGUAACACUACUAUUCCGACCCUGAGUGAGUGUAUUUUGCAAGAAAUGCCAUUCUGUAUGAAACACGACUUCCUGCUUAAUACAACUUUGAAAUUGUUAUGCGGUUGGGACCCACGAUGCAGUGACGUUGGUGAGUGGGCAUACAACCAAGCCGUAAAGCACGUUAAUGGCGCACUUGCAGUUGGGGUGUCCGAGGAAGUUGACGAUUUUUUACGUGUCAUAGAACGCCUCGCACCAGAUUUGUUCAGCAAUAUAUAUUCUUCGUACAAACAGCCGAAAUCUGAUGCAGUUAAGCAGACCACUGCGACCAAAUCGGCGCAUAAGGAACAACUGACGUCAGAGGCCGAAGAGAAGCUACGAGGACUGAUGAAGAUGGAGUAUCGUAUCUACAACUAUAUUAAAGACCGCUUUCAUCAAAUAAAGAAAGAAUUGUUUUUCUCUGUGCAUUCUUAGAGAAUAUGUAGUGAAGUGCAUCUGUGCUUGGUGCUUUGAAAGUCAACUCCCCCUACCAUUUAUCUCUCCUUUGAUAUAAUAAACACGGUCAGCAAACCUGGGUAAUGUGAGUAAACUAAGGGUUGAGACAAUAGAAUUAGCUGUUGCAAACAACUUAGAAAGACUCUGCUAGGGUCGAAACGUCAGGCCAUUAACUAUUUUUUAAACUAAGGGAUGAUAAAUGUUCCCUUCUUGUAUUGUUACUGUCAUUACUUCUUCUAUGGAGCGUGCUGAAAAAUGUACACGCUGUUGCACAGUGGCUCAUACGAGGACGUGAGGGCGCUGUUCAUAUAGCAAUGUUUAUUACACUUACUGCUCAGUGUCCUCAAAUGAGGACGUAUAUAUAUAUAUAUGUAUUGAACGAAAACUCGAAAAAAAAUAUAUAUAUAAAGUAUAUAUUUACCAAUGAACAAAUCUUCCCUGUUAAUCUUUGAAGGAAAGGUACAAAUUGGGUGGAGAAAGUUGUGAAUUUCAUAGAGAAUCGAACAAGCGUGAGGAAGCAUUGAAGACAAUACAAAGUUAGACUAAUCUCCUGUCUUUAUCUGCAAGACAUGUUCUUGCCGCUGGAUCCAGUGAUUCCAUUGGAUACAAUGAUAUGAUAAACGUGCAGUGACACAGAUGCCGAGAUAGUAACUGCUGUCAAGUCCGCAAUAGAAUUUGACUGUGAAAUUAAUGAGCUCAAAGGUUAAACCACACUCCAGUUUUUGAUGCCGGUCUCUGGCGAAAAUUCACGAGCCUCGGAGAAUGACGUCAGACGUUCAGGCUAAUACAAAGGGUG